AUGAUUCCGAUCACCUGUAACGCUGUAGGCGACAUUCUCGCUUUAGCGACCCUCUUCCUCGAUAUUGCCCGAGCUCUAGACGAGUCCCGCGGCUCUCCCGCCAAAUGGCGUGCCCUCAACUCGGAACUGAAGUCCUUGCAUAUUGUUCUGGCAUCUGUGGCUCGCGUUGCCGAGAAUACCACGGAUACGCUUCUCCGCGGCGAGAUCGUGCGCGAGGUCAAUCGGUGUGGUGAUGAUGUGCGCCGCGCGCUCGAACGCGCGGCCGAGUUUUCUGUACUCGGGCGCGAUGAGUCUCCGGAUGAUGUUUGUAGCAUUAGAAUGAAGCGCCAGUGGUACAAACUCAAGUGGCGCUUUGGGUAUCACGGGAGCGCCGAGAGCAUCCGUGAAGAGCUUGCGGCGGCGAUCCAGCGGCUGACGGCCUACCUGGUCGUGUCCAAUGCGGAUAAGAUACACAGCUUGGGCGCGUCAAUCACGGAACAGUUCACUGCCACAUCCGCUCAGAUCUGUACCUUGCUUCUGCAGCAGUUCGAGAUCGUCGCAAUGCGCGACGCUGAGCGCUCACGGACCGUGAACGGACAUAUAGAAUCGCGACGAGAUCGUCAGCUCUCUGCGGAAAGUACUCGAGCGUCUUCCGGAUCUUCCGGGGACGUCUUUUAUGGUUUGGACAGUAGCAAGGCUGCUGCCGCUGCUCUUCUCUGCCUCGCUAUAUGCACCAUGCACGAUACUUCGCGUGCCUUUCACUCUGCGCUGCUUCUGGCUGCUUUUGCUAUCGUGAUGAAGGGCAUGGCGCGAGACUCGUUCACCGUCUCAUUAGAUGUAAGAUACGGGAAGUCUAACUCGGUCCUUCUGGACGAUGCGAUGGGCCGCCAACUGGUGUUGCCGAUUGAGCUUUGUGAAACUCCCCAGCUUUUGCAUGCGACCCUUGUCAACCUAUUCUCUCCAACGUCGGGCUCUUGGUUCAUAAAUUCGCGCAACUACGCGGUCCAAGUCAUCACCCGUGAAGGGGACCAUCGAGAGUUCAUUGAUGGACCACAGGGCAUUCCGGGGGCCAAUUGGGAGUUUUUUGGCACGGCUGUUAGCGUCACUGCGAGGCGCCAACAUUUGGACUGGUAUAGCCAGGUCCAUCCCUUCACGCGCAUAACCUUGAAGCUCCGCUCCGCGACCCACUUUCCUGGCGACCGUCGUGAAUACCAUAAUGACCUCCACCUGGCCGCUCUGAACGGCCACUAUGAAAUGGUCAACGGACUGCUUGCAGGAGGCUUAGAUGUCAACGUUGCUGACCCGUCGGGUCGCACCGCGCUUCACGCUGCCUCCGUGGGCGGUCACCUCUCCGUCGUUCUAUUGCUGCUCGACUAUGGCGCGAUUAUCAAUAUAGCAGAAGAUUCAAUGACGCCCCUCGCAUGCGCCUUGCAAUGCGAUAACUUUGAUGUCGCGGAACUGCUCGUCUCCCGAGAUGCUCUCUCUAGUCUUUCGAUGGCUUCAAAGACUACUCUGCUAUAUUUCGCAGCGCGAUCUGGUCAUAUCCAGAUGGCCCGGAUUCUUCUUUCACUCGGCACAGAUGUUAACUGUCGUUUAGAUAUUGCCAAAGGCCACACGGCACUGCACGCCGCGUGCGAUGCAGACGGGUUUGGGGCCUAUAGGAGACAAAUCAUCAGAUUGCUCUUGCAAAACGGUGCCGACGUGUUUGCCCGGUCUGAGAACGGCGACACUCCACUCUCAAUUGUUGCAUGCAAGCCAAGCAAGCUGUUUCAGCUUCUCGUCCCACCAGAACACGAGAACGAGGUGACGCUCAAUUGGUCCGCGUGGUGGCCUAGAGAAGGACUUGAUCUACUCUGGAGAGCCGUUGACUUCGGCAACUGCAAGCUCAUCGCAUCACUUCUACAGACUGGGAUUGACAUCAACUCGCGCCUACGAGGCGGUGAUACUCCGCUGUCAUUGACACUCCGGUUCCCUGAGCGAUACGAGAUUGUGAAGCUCUUGCUCGAGCGAGGCGCUGACGUCAAUGCUCCUACUCCGGACGAUAGUACACCUCUUUGUAUAGCACUCACAACUGCUAAACAUUAUCGCAAAUCCCCCUCCCGGCCCGCCAACGGAUACUACCCUUUGUCCGAGGAAUACGACCCAAGAACAGCGGAGCUUCUUCUGGCCUGGGGUGCCAUACCAGACGAGAAGUCGUCUAUACUGAUGCGGGCGAACGCGACUUGGUAUGACAGGCCGUGGGACAACCUAUAUGACGCGAGUAUGCCGGGUGCAUGGCGCGAGGACCAGUGA
Peniophora sp. CBMAI 1063 is the source of this 2271-nucleotide messenger RNA. The record is from the annotation of a GenBank genome assembly. Lineage: Eukaryota; Fungi; Basidiomycota; Agaricomycetes; Russulales; Peniophoraceae.